AUGAGCGGACGAGAAGAAGAUCCGAAGCCGCCUCGCAUCCAAUCGUGCUCGCGUCUGCGGUAUCGCAGCUCGCAAGAGACGCGUCACCCGACGACCGCUGCCACCAUCUCACUCGCCCAGCGAACACUGAAGUCAGUACCGAUCGGGCCGCGUGAUCACCAUGUUACAAAGUAUACACAAUCACCUGCAUCGAAAGAUCACGAAGAAAUCCUAUACCACGAGAUGUCUACAAACGAAGAUCCAGUUGAGCCAAUAAAUGACGUCAAAAGCACUGGAAUUACUUCUGGGAGUAGUUGUGCAGACAGAUCACCGGCUGCCCAAAGCUCUAUGUCACCGAACCAUCAGACGCAUCCUAGAGCUGUUUUGGACCAGGAAAUGUUGGACGACCUUGCUACCAUCACUCAAACAACUUUGUCUCUCACAAACAACUUGCCACCAGAAUUUCCACAGGCUACUGAACAAAACGCCGAAAAAAAACACAAGAACUUAUGGCGGUUUAUUUUACCACCGGAAUAUGAUCCUCAUGAUACAAGAUGGACAUUGAAAUAUCCUCAACAUUUGCCAGGACUCGUAGAACUUAUGCCUCAAACCGGUAUUUACGUCAGCUGCGGAGACCUUAAGUACUGUCAGCUAGUUUCAAAAGAUUGUAAAUCAUUAGCGCGACGACUGCUUACAGAAGUCUUCAACAGAAAAGCACUAAGCGUUUGUUUAUCAAUGAGUGAGAAAGCGCAAGAUUCUAAUAACGUUGGCUCUAAUGUAAGACCAGGAUUAGAUGAUCAUGCGAGUAUAGUCCUGUUAAAUUUCGUUUUAGAUCAUGGACUCCAACAUGGUUGGAAUACUGACCUACAACCUAUCCUCAAUACUUUACACAGUAAAAUUCAAGAGAUUCGGUUCAAUACGGUG
Molecule: messenger RNA, 903 nt
Organism: Brenthis ino (lesser marbled fritillary)
Lineage: Eukaryota; Metazoa; Arthropoda; Insecta; Lepidoptera; Nymphalidae
Source: the annotation of a GenBank genome assembly